AUGAGUCAUCCGAACAUCGAGCACGGAAGGAACGGUAAAGAGCGGAAAAUCAAUCGCUACUUUGUAGAUGGAUUUGAUCCAGACACUAAAACAGUUUACGAAUACAACGGCUGCGUACAUCACGGACACCCGGAAUGCACCAAUGAAGACGACCGGGCACCAUUCUCUUUGAAGAAAAUGUCAGAAGUGUACGAGCAGUGGAUACGUAAGAAACUCUUUUUGGAAGGGAUGGGUUAUAAUGUGGAAGAGAAGUGGUCUUGCGAGUCGCUACGUGAAAGAAAGGAUCCGGAUAUACAGCAAUUCCUCUUGAACCAGAAUCUACGUGAUCCACUGCAACCGCGUGAAGCCUUCAAAGGUGGCCGUACCAACGCUUCAUGUUUGUUCAGAGAAGUUCAAGAAGAGGAGCAAAUUCUACAUUACGACAUCGUGUCUUUGUACCCGUUCGUCAACAAAAAAGCUGAGUAUCCAAUCGGGCAUCCGAAGAUCAUCGUGACUAACUUCAAGCCCGUAACGGAAUAUUUUGGCUUGGUCAAAUGCAAAGUUCUGCCACCUGCACGAAUUCGAUAUCUUGUGCUGCCUGCCACGUUCAACGGUAAGCUUGUGUUCACUUUGUGCCGGACUUGUGUUGAGAACGGCAUAAACGACUACUGUUCGCAUUCCGAUGAGGAAAGAAGUUUUGAAGGAGUAUUCUGCACUGCGGAAUUGCACAUGGCGCUGCGACAGGGUUAUCAAGUGCAGGAAAUUUACGAAGUUUGGCAUUGGAACGAGAAGCGUGCGGGUUUAUUUCAAGAAUAUGUGGACAAAUUCUUGAAGGAGAAGUUGGAAACAAGUGGAUUCCCCGCCGGUUGCACAACGCAACGUCAGAAAGAGUUGUAUGUUCAAGAAGUUGCCUUGCGCGAUGGAAUUGUCCUAGACAUUGAUCGCGUUGAAGACAAUCCCGCAAGACGUGCAGUUGCCAAGUUGAUGUUGAAUUCAUUUUGGGGCAAGUUUAGACAAAGAGACAACUUGCAACAGACGGUGUUCAUCUACUCCGUGAAGCAGUAUCUGGAUUUAGUCAGAUCGAAAUCUGUUGAUAUACAGAGCGUUCACGCCGUGACUCCGGAGUGCAUGAUGGUAACUUACUCGCAGAAAGAUGACUACAACGAAGGCAGUAACUGUGCCAAUCUUGCCAUUGCCGCUUUCACUACCAGCCAUGCCCGCAUUCAGCUUUUCAAAACCAUGGCCAAACUUGGACCGCGUCUUUUGUAUUUUGACACCGACUCUGUCAUCUUUGUUCACAAAGAAGGCAAAUGGCUUCCUGAAGUUGGUAAUGGUCUUGGUCAAUGGAGCAGCGAGUUGAAAUUCGACGAGCACAUUGUCCGCUUUGUCUCCUGCGGUCCCAAAGUCUACAGCUAUGAAACAAACACCGGUCGAAUUCAGCUGUAA
Molecule: messenger RNA, 1425 nt
Organism: Paramacrobiotus metropolitanus
Lineage: Eukaryota; Metazoa; Tardigrada; Eutardigrada; Parachela; Macrobiotidae
Exons: 1
Coding region: 1-1425 (474 amino acids)
Biological process (GO): DNA replication
Molecular function (GO): nucleotide binding; DNA binding; DNA-directed DNA polymerase activity
Source: RefSeq, a predicted model, not a curated record